Messenger RNA from Coffea eugenioides, 1058 nucleotides. RefSeq lists its product as uncharacterized. Lineage: Eukaryota; Viridiplantae; Streptophyta; Magnoliopsida; Gentianales; Rubiaceae. Gene Ontology annotation, cellular component: plasma membrane. Bases 19 to 744 code for a protein of 241 amino acids. The transcript has 2 exons. The record is from RefSeq and is a predicted model, not a curated record.
UGUUUCUGACUUCCUUCCAUGGCUGCUCUUCCCAAAAGCUCAACAGCUGAUCGCUCCCCUCACUCACAACCAAACACCAAUGGCAGCCCACUGCCACCGCCAAACACCUCUAUCCCCUACUCCACAACACCACCAUCACCACCACCCAAUCGCCACAACCAACCUCGUAAAGCUGUGAGAAUCGUACCAGACAACGCCCUUUACCUCGUCACUUUUGCUGUUUGCGCUAUUUUUUUGGUCCCCAUCGCCCUCAUCUUUACAUCCUUGAUUAUUCUCAACCCUCCCACGUUCCAAGUCGACUCCCUGGCUAUCUCCAACUUCAAUCUCUCCUCCACCACCCCUACCUUCCUCUCCGGCAAUUUCGAAGUCAUGUUCACUACUCGAAACCCGAAAAAAUUCUCUCUCUCUUGUAUCGACCUCGUGGCUGGAAUCUACAUCGGGAACGAGCAACUUUUGGUAACAACUCUUCCGCCGUUUACUCUGCCGGGGAAGAAAGAAACCUCUAUCAAGGCGGAUUUCGCUGCUGUCCGGUCUUAUAUUGACGACAGUGGCAAAAGUGGGAACUUGGUUUUCGAAGUUCGAAUUGAAAUGCUUGUGAGUUAUGAGGUUGCUUUGCCGGGGCAUGAUAAGUACAUGGAGGCCCGUUGCCCGGAUUUAUCCGUUGCGUUUCCAGCAAAUGCAUCAUCAGCUGCUACUGAAGUUGGGUAUUUAGUCGGAGGACCUAGACAUUGCAAGGUCAAAUGAAGACAACCAACUGAUCUGUGGGAUUUCAUGUAGAGAAAAACUUGAAGUUUCGAAAGUUAUUACAGUAGUUUGUAGCAGAAUGAAAUGGGCGGGUGAAGGGCAUAUGCUUUCUGCCGCUAUGAAGCUGUCAAAUACGGUAUUUGUGCAUGACCCUUUGAUUCAUGACUCUCUGCCGGGCCGCAAGAUGUAAUUUGAUGUCAAUGAUUUCGGUUUGAAGUGCGCAGCCUUGCCUGGAUUUGUGAUGUUACAGCGUUGGAUUCGUUUUUAUCAUUUUCCCCACUUCGUAUUAUGCUAGAAUUCAUGAUGAUAUCAGU